AUGGACUCCUUCGACGAAUUGCUGUACGAGCAGGAAGACCUAAUGAAAUCCGUGACUAAUGCCGUAGCCAACUUUAAAAAGUUGGGUCAGGCCAAGAUGACCUACGCCGUGACUGACAAACGCCGAGAGACUUUGGAGACGAGGUUCAAUCAAAGCCGUAAAUUGGAUGCCAAAUUACACGCUGUCACAGAUGAAACGGAGAGGGCCACCACACCAUACUUUACGAAUCACGAGUUUGACGCGUGCAAGGACGCCUACGAGUCAGCGUUGCAUUAUUUUGCAGAGGUUCUUCAAGACCUUUCCCCGUCCUCCCCUUCCACCUGGGCUAACGUAAGUCAUUCGCGCGAAUGUACGUCUCAUACUCCACCAAAUUUACCGAAGAUCUCGCUGCCGACCUUCGAUGGAUCGUUCGAUAAAUGGGAGAGCUUCCGCGACCGUUUCAAGUCGAUGAUCAUCGAUGAAAAAGGUCUGUCAAACGUGCAAAAACUGCAUCAUUUGUUUUCGUGCCUCAAAGGCGACGCGCUCACUGCGAUCGAACAUUUAACUGUUACGUCCGACAACUUUAAGGUAGCGUGGACGACUCUUUCGUCCAAUUUCGAAAACGAGCGUCGGUUGAUCAACGCAUACAUACAUCGCUUAUUUACAUUGCCCAAUGUCACCGCGAAAUCAGCAAUCGAACUUCGAGCUCUACAGAACCAACUAACUGCCGCUAUUGCCGCGUUAAAGAAUUUGUCACGUCCGGUCGACCAUUGGAGCGAUAUCUUCGUUUAUCUCGUAACGCAAAAACUCGAUAAAUCCUCGCGCGAAGCGUGGGAAAUUAAGUUCGGUAAAACUCUUGCGUAUCCUACAUUUGCCGAAAUUAGCGCGUUCUUAGAUUCUCAUAUCCGAGCCCUCGACGCGCUUGUACCCGUCGCUCCGACGUCCGAUAAACAGAGCGAUAAAUCAACUGCGAAAACAAAACACCGGGCGACCGCCUCACAUACCACGAGCGCUACCAAACUUUCGUGUCCUGUGUGCGACUCGAAUCAUCUAUUGUAUCAAUGUUCCGCGUUUCUCGCAAAGACUCCGACACAGCGGUACGAAAUAAUUCGUAAUGGCAAACGCUGCCUUAAUUGUUUAAGUUCGAAGCAUCAAGCAAAAGAGUGCACGAGUACCCGCUCGUGUAAAGAGUGCCAUCAAAAGCAUCACACGCUUUUACACUUUUCCGACGCUCCGAAAUCAGCUGUUCACGCGUCACCGCUCCCCGCGGCAACGACUCCCAUCGCGCCAACUAAUGAUGUUUCCUCGCAUAUCGUUGCGAAAGCUAGACCAGCGCAUCAAAUUCUGCUCGCAACUGCUCGCGUUCGCGUACAUUCAACGCACGGACGAUCUCAAUGGGCACGAGCGCUCAUUGAUCAAGGAUCCGCGACAUCCUUCAUUACCGAGAAUUUAGUACAGUCUUUAAGACUACCGAAAUUGAAAACCGCCCUCAAAGUAACAGGUAUCGGCGAGACACAGACUAGCGUUCGACACGCCGCUAACCUAACGAUUACUCCCAGUAACGCGAAUGCUCCGGUUUAUUCAACACCCGCGUUAAUUCUCAGAUCUCUUACUCAAUAUUCACCGAAUCGUCUUGACAUUCAAACACAAUGGCCGCAUUUGACUGGACUCACGUUAGCGGAUCCCGAUCCCGCGGGGUCAGAUCCAAUAGAAGUCAUAAUAGGAGCUGAUCUUUUCGGCUCAUUAAUUCUCGAUGGUAUUCGCAAAGGUGCCGCCAACGAACCGAUAGCACAGAAUACCGUAUUAGGAUGGAUUAAUUCCGGGCCUACCGCGCAUCCACGACCGCUAUCUCAACCGUCGAUCGGAGUGCAUCACCUUUCUGUAACGGAUGAUCUCGACCAAACUCUUCGACGAUUUUGGGAAAUCGAGGAAGUUCCCACUUCCGAAAAUUUAACUCCAGAGGAAAAGGCUUGCGACGACCACUUCCAUUCGACGCAUUCUCGCAAUUCCGAAGGUCGCUAUAUAGUCAGACUUCCCUUCAAAACCGGACCUCCUAUCAAUAUUGGAGAGUCUCGACAUACCGCACUUCAAAAUUACCUUCGCACCGAAACCCGCCUUAAAACGGAUUCAAAGAGAUCAACGGAAUAUUACAACUUUUUAAAGGAAUAUUCUGAUCUGGGACACAUGCAACGCGUCUCAGAAACCGAAAAAUUGAACGACUCCACGCAAAUCGUGUACAUCCCGCACCACGCAGUAUUCCGCGCUAACAGCGCAACUUCGCACAUCCGCAUCGUUUUUAACGCAUCAAGCCGAACUUCCAACGGUACGACGUUAAACGAUCACUUGCUUCCGGGUCCUAAACUUCAACGGGACCUUGCCUCAAUCAUUUUGCGUUGGCGCUCAUUUCGAUACGUUUAUUCCGCCGACGUGGCAAAAAUGUAUCGCCAAAUUAUCGUCGAUCCACGAGACCGUGAUUAUCAGCGCAUCUUCUGGCGGCCGUCUCCAUCAUCUCCAGUGGAAGAAUAUCGUCUCUGUACCGUAACGUACGGCAUGACGUCAGCUCCAUACUUGGCAUUGAAGGUUUUGAACCAACUCGCAAUCGAUGAGGGUGCUUCAUUUCCGUUGGCGACUCCCAUAGUCGAUCGUCAAACGUACGUCGACGACUUUAUUUUCGGUGCCGACGACAAGGCGAUUGCUCAUCAAACGCGCGAUCAGGUUGCUUCCCUUCUAAAAAGAGGUGGAUUCGUGCUUAGAAAAUGGGCAAGCAACCUGUCCGAACUCCUUGACGAUGUCAAAGCUACCGAUCACGGUCUCGCUCACAGCCGAGAGUUACGAGAAGAUGAGAGUUUAAAAAUUCUCGGUCUCACAUGGAAACCAGAUCGCGACAUCUUCCAAUUUACCGUUACAAUUUCCGAUCCGCCUGGCGAUACCAAAAGAAAAAUCCUGUCCGCCAUCGCUAAGCUUUUCGAUCCACUCGGAUGGGCAACUCCCGUGAUUAUUCGAGCAAAAAUUUUGAUGCAACGCCUUUGGACAGCCAACUGUGAUUGGGACGACGUCGUCCCCUCGAAACUGCUUGAAGCCUGGCAACAUUAUCACAAUCAUCUCCAGCAACUGGAAGAGGUGACGAUUCCCCGCUGGACUCAACUCAGUCAGCAAGUACAGCAUCGAGAAUUGCACGGAUUCUCAGAUGCAUCAACCAAGGCAUACGCUGCAGCGGUGUACCUUCGCGUUGUCAAGAUGAACGGGAUGGUGUCGGUCACUCUCCUAGCCGCGAAAUCAAAAGUCGCUCCCGUCAAGACAAUUAGCGUUCCGCGACUUGAGUUAUCCGCCGCUCAGUUACUCGCACGACUCAUCCAAUUUAUUCGCGACUCCCUCGACUUUCAGGAGACAAAGGUUUCUUGUUGGACCGAUUCCACAAUCACACUUGCUUGGUUGAGCCGACCUUCCACUACAUGGAAGACCUUUGUCGCCAACAGAGUCGCCGCGAUUCACACUCUACUACCGGAAACUCCAUGGCGUCACAUACCGACUAAAGACAAUCCUGCCGACUGUGCGUCGCGCGGCAUUUCUCCAAACGAUCUUGCCACAAAUAUUCAUUGGUGGUCAGGACCCGAUUGGCUUACUCAAUCUUCCGAGCAUUGGCCUAGCUCUCCUUCGGAUUUCGACCCCCGCGCGCUCAGCGAACAACGCGAAAACCAGUCUCUAAAUGCUACCGUUGUCGCACCGUGGGAUCUAUCACAGCGUUAUUCAUCAUGGAGCAAGCUCCUUCGAAUAACAGUCUACAUCUAUCGAUUCGUCACGAAUUCCCGCGCUCGGAAUACCGACACCAACACGACGAUACGACAACCUAGUGCUCGAAUCUCCGAGCUAUUUAACUCCGACUGA
Molecule: messenger RNA, 3864 nt
Organism: Vollenhovia emeryi
Lineage: Eukaryota; Metazoa; Arthropoda; Insecta; Hymenoptera; Formicidae
Exons: 1
Coding region: 1-3864 (1287 amino acids)
Source: RefSeq, a predicted model, not a curated record